This is a messenger RNA of Brienomyrus brachyistius, 1893 nucleotides long. Its product is annotated as sodium channel and clathrin linker 1-like. The coding region runs from base 620 to 1837 and encodes 405 amino acids. The record is from RefSeq and is a predicted model, not a curated record. Lineage: Eukaryota; Metazoa; Chordata; Actinopteri; Osteoglossiformes; Mormyridae. The transcript is spliced from 3 exons.
CUAAUUAGAAUCAUCUCACUUAUAUAAAAGUUUUGAAGAGCCAAUAGGAUUCAAAGCCUCUUACACCUCAGGAUGAAUCAGAAGUCAUCGGUCACGUGAUAUUGCAUAAACUUAGCAAGCCCCGAUUCCCAGCUUGAAGUCACUGGGCCUCACUUUGAGGAGGCGAUCUCCAGAAUCUGGGUAUUAACUGUCUCAUCACUAAGUUCAGCACCUUUCACAAUAUAGCACAGCAUGGCCACGGUCAGAAAAUGUGAGCCUGUCCUCCUCCUGAGUAAAGUAAAGCUCACUACGCUCUGUGAGCACAGAAACGGCCCGGCAAUGUUUGGUAGGUUUCUGCAUUGUUUGCAAGUACAGAAUAUUAUCUGCAAGUAAACUAAUUAAGGUAAAUAUGGAAAUUCAUACAAUAUAUGCUGCAGAAUAUGAGCUGAAUAAAGCAUAUAAAAAAUGCAGAGAAUUAAAAAAAUUUGAACCACUGACCAAAUAUGGCACCUGCAGUAGAAUUCUAGAACACAAUGUUACCGUGACAACUCUGAUGUCAUCAUUCUGAAGGUAUAAAUUGUGCUGUAGGCACCAAUACCACUUCAAAACAAAUCUGAUUUCGAACAAGACGCAUCUCAAUAUGAAGUGGAUAUUUCUGAAUUGCUUUAGGCCGCCAGUGGUACCAAAGGACGCUGGUGAAGCUAUAGAAGCAAAGGAGGAAAGGAAAAAGAAGGACAAAGGAGGAAAAAAGAAAUCCUGGCUAAAGAAGUUUUUCACAAAAAAAGGGAAAGGAAAGAAACAUAAUACACCAAAAACUGAUGUGAGGCCAACAGAAACUCUCACUGAGGAGGAGAAAGUGAAGGAUGUGGCAAUGGUGGAGGAGAGCCAGGCAAUGGUGGUGGAGAGCCAGGCAAUGGUGGUGGAGAGCCAGGCAAUGGUGGAGGAGAGCCAGGCAAUGGUGGUGGAAAGCCAGGCAAUGGUGCUGGAGAGCCAGGCAAUGGUGCUGGAGAGCCAGGCAAUAGUGGUGGAGUGCAAGGCAAUGGUGGAGGAGUGCAAGGCAAUGGUGGAGGAGUGCAAAGCAAUGGAGGAGAAUAGCAAGGCAAUGGAGGAGGAGUGCAAGGCAAUGGUGGAGGGGUGCAAGGCAAUUGUGGAGGAGGAAUGCAAGGCAAUGGUGGAGGAGGAGAGCAAGGCAAUAGUGGAGGAGGAGAGCAAGGCAAUGGUGGAGGAGUGCAAUGCAACGGUGAAGGAGAGCAAGGCAAUGGUGGAGGAGAGCAAGGCAAUGGUGGAGGAGUGCAAGGCAAUGGUGGAGGAGUGCAAAGCAAUGGAGGAGAAUAGCAAGGCAAUGGAGGAGGAGUGCAAGGCAAUGGUGGAGGGGUGCAAGGCAAUUGUGGAGGAGGAAUGCAAGGCAAUGGUGGAGGAGGAGAGCAAGGCAAUAGUGGAGGAGGAGAGCAAGGCAAUGGUGGAGGAGUGCAAUGCAACGGUGAAGGAGAGCAAGGCAAUGGUGGAGGAGAGCAAGGCAAUGGUGGAGGAGUGCAAUGCAACGGUGAAGGAGAGCAAGGCAAUGGUGGAGGAGAGCAAGGCAAUGGUGGAGGAGUGCAAGGCAAUGGAGGAGGAGUACAAGGCAAUGGAGGAGGAGUGCAAAGCAAAGGAGGAGGAGUGCAAGGCAAUGGAGGAGGAGUGCAAGGCAAUGGAGGAGGAGUGCAAGGCAAUGGUGGAGGAGAGCAAGGCAAUGGUGGAGGAGAGAAAGGCAAUGGUGGAGGAGAGCAAGGCAAUGGUAGAGGAGUGCAAGGCAAUGGUGGAGCAGUGCAAGGCAAGGGAGAUGAUGCAAGAUAAGGAGACUGAACAUGGAACAUACUGACUAUCAGUACUACUGAAAUGUAAAUAUUUGUAAAUAAAUCAUUAAAAACGAAGAAG